Messenger RNA from Bipolaris sorokiniana ND90Pr, 2079 nucleotides. RefSeq lists its product as uncharacterized. The transcript has 2 exons. NCBI's taxonomy places the organism in Eukaryota, Fungi, Ascomycota, Dothideomycetes, Pleosporales, Pleosporaceae. The annotation marks the transcript as partial. The record is from RefSeq and is a predicted model, not a curated record.
AUGGAGGGUAUAGGCCUUGGCAUUGGCACUCUUGCACUUGUCGGUGUCUUUGGAGACUGUGUGGAACUCCUGUCAUAUAUCGGAGCAGCAAAGUCAAUGGGCCAGGAUUACGCCGUGCUAGCAACAAAGCUCGACAUCCAGAGAGUUCUUCUGUACCAGUGGGCCAACAGGCUGAAUCUUUUCGAUUCCAUAAACUACGACAAGCGACUUGAUAUGCCCGAGAUUAGGUCACCCGUCUCUCAAGGGCUUGAUUGCAUUCGCCAGCUACUAGAAGACGGCCACAAACUCGAGCAACGAUACGGUGUUAGACCCGCCAAGAUUCAUGAAUCAAUUGAAUUACCGACAGCUCUUAGUAAUCGGCUGAGGUCACAAUUCAGCCGAAUGACACGCAAGCUUCGAUCUCGUCGCGAUGUUCAGCCACUCCAGCUAUACCAAGCUGUCAGAUGGAUUAUCAAAGAUAAAAAACAGUUCGAAAGCCUCGUCCAGAGCUUAGCCGAUCUAACUGCCGGCAUCGACGCAGUCAUACCUCAACAAAGCGGUGAUUCCACGAAUGUCGCACUGCAACACGAAAUAACCAAUUUGAGUUCUGUCAGUGAGCUAAAGACUAUCAAGAGUGCUUUGCCGAAUGAGGAUAUCAACAUCACUUGCAGGGUAGAAAAGGCCAUCGAUCAGGAGUGUGCCAAAUUAAUUAUCAACCGCCUUUGGUUUCGCUUGAUUGAUGACAGAAAAGGUUUUGUUUCUGCAGCACAUUCCGAAACUUUUAAGUGGGCAAUCGAACCUCCUAAUCCUGGAAGCAAUUGGAGCGACUUGGGUCAGUGGCUACGAUCUGGAGCUGGUAUAUACUGGAUCUCUGGUAAACCUGGAAGCGGGAAAUCCACAUUGAUGAAAUACCUCUUUGAAAAGUCCAAAGCCCCAGAACUACUGCAAAAAUGGGCAGGGAGUCGGAAAUUGACCAUAGCUAACUUUUUUCUGUGGAACGUUGGAACCUCGGAGCAGAAUACCCUUCAUGGUCUGGCGAGAGGUCUUUUGUACGGUGUUCUGAAGGAAAACCAGUCACUUAUUCCGUUUGCUCUUCCAAACAUGUGGCAGGAGGCUCAGAGCGGUGUCAAAGACUUGAAGCUCCCUUCAAGCACGGAACUAAACUGGGCCUUCCAGCAACUUGGCAAAUCAUCUACACAAGGCGCAUUCGCUUUCUUCAUUGAUGGUAUCGACGAGUUCAAAGGCAACCAUCGAGAAGGGAUAUCAUUUAUUCAGAAACUUGCUUCCAGCACGCACAUAAAAAUUCUGCUUUCAAGCCGGCCUAUCGACACGUGUGUUGCAGCCUUCCGCACAAGACCUCAACUGAGACUACAGGAUCUUACGAAGCGAGAUAUCGAAAAAUACGUCAACGACACAAUUCAGUCUUAUCUUUGCCGAGAUGGCGACAGUUAUCUUGAAGAAGUCGAUGUUCGAGAAUUGAUCAUAACUCUGCAAGACAAGGCGGAGGGUGUGUUUCUCUGGGUCAUACUUGCUUGUCGCACACUACUUGGCCGCUUUGAUGCAUAUGACUCUGCAGAGGAGAUCCAGCGGGCAGUUGACCAGCUACCAGAAGAACUCGAGGAUCUUUUCCGCACUAUAAUCGAGAAUAUACCACAGGGGGUUCGGCAACAAGCAUCGAAAUUGCUGCGCGUCUGCUAUACCCAAAGAUCACUUCAUUUGGAGGCACCCAUUCCUACUUUUGCACUUUCAUGGGCAGACGAAAAGGGCAUGUCAUUGGAUAAGAUGAAAGACUUUACUCAAUGCUCACCUGAUAAUAUGAAGAAGAAAUCCGCAGUGCUAGAAGGACGUCUUCGUAGUCGGUGCAGAGGGUUAUUGGAAGUACAUGGCGAUGCUUCCAAAGGUCACCUAACAAAGCCUCAGGAGGAUAGUCCUUUCGUUGACUUCAUGCACAGAACGGUAUAUGAGUUUCUUGACAAGACAGAGGUCCUAGAAAUGGACUGUUUGAAGAUAGACGACAAUGGUUUUGACCAGACCGCAGCCUUGGGAUGCAUGUACUGGUAUAUGGUAUUUCUCGAUAUGGACCCCUUCUCAGAGGAAAAU